Drechmeria coniospora is the source of this 1017-nucleotide messenger RNA. Its product is annotated as glyceraldehyde-3-phosphate dehydrogenase. Lineage: Eukaryota; Fungi; Ascomycota; Sordariomycetes; Hypocreales; Ophiocordycipitaceae. Gene Ontology annotation, molecular function: oxidoreductase activity, acting on the aldehyde or oxo group of donors, NAD or NADP as acceptor; NAD binding; NADP binding. The transcript has 2 exons. The record is from RefSeq and is a predicted model, not a curated record. Bases 1 to 1017 code for a protein of 338 amino acids. Gene Ontology annotation, biological process: glucose metabolic process.
AUGGCUCCCAUCAAGGUUGGCAUCAACGGUUUCGGCCGCAUCGGCCGCAUCGUUUUCCGCAAUGCCAUUGAGCAUCAAGACAUCCAGGUCGUCGCUGUCAACGACCCCUUCAUCGAGACGAAAUACGCUGAAUACAUGCUCAAGUAUGACUCUUCCCACGGCGUCUUCAAGGGCGACAUUGCCGUCGACGGCAAGGACCUUGUCGUCAACGGCUCCAAGGUCAAGUUCUACUCCGAGCGCGACCCCGCCGCCAUUCCCUGGAAGGAGACGGGUGCCGAAUACAUCGUCGAGUCCACCGGUGUCUUCACCACGACCGACAAGGCCAAGGCUCACAUGGCUGGCGGUGCCAAGAAGGUCAUCAUCUCUGCUCCCUCCGCCGAUGCCCCCAUGUACGUGAUGGGCGUCAACGAGAACACCUAUGACGGCAAGGCCGACGUCAUCUCCAACGCCUCCUGCACCACCAACUGCCUGGCUCCCCUCGCCAAGGUCAUCAACGACAAGUUCACCAUUAUCGAGGGUCUCAUGACUACCGUCCACUCCUACACCGCCACCCAGAAGACCGUCGACGGUCCCUCUGGCAAGGACUGGCGCGGCGGCCGCGGCGCUGCCCAGAACAUCAUUCCCAGCAGCACCGGCGCCGCCAAGGCCGUCGGCAAGGUCAUCCCCGCCCUCAACGGCAAGCUCACCGGCAUGUCCAUGCGCGUGCCCACCGCCAACGUCUCGGUUGUCGACUUGACUGUGCGCAUCGAGAAGGCCGCUUCGUACGACCAGAUCAAGCAGGUCAUCAAGGAGGCUGCCAACGGACCCCUCAAGGGCAUCCUCGCCUAUACCGAGGACGACGUGGUCUCGAGCGACAUGAACGGCAACACCAACUCGUCCAUCUUCGAUGCCAAGGCCGGCAUCUCCCUGAACGACAACUUCGUCAAGCUGGUUUCCUGGUACGACAACGAGUGGGGCUACUCCCGACGUGUUCUCGAUCUCCUGGCCUACAUCGCCAAGGUCGAUGCCGGCAAGUAA